UCUCGUCAUUUCGUUCCAACACUGUAAUAAAGGCCUAGCACGAAUUGCUGUCUCCCUCUCUCCGGGCUCGGCAAGACUUCUUCCCGGAUUCCGUGGUUUUACCGAGCAGGUUUCUUGAACCUCCAUUACAGCACAGAGCUCGCGAGCUUCUUCUGCGCAUGUAUCCGUCUCGCGAAGCCUCCCUGAGUCAAAUUCCAGGCCCUAUUACCCCGUUUCUGCUGGUGGGUGGUGGAGCUCGAUCCGUGAACAGCUUGCGGGGAUGCGAAUUGCAGGGCUCUGAAGAAGUUCGGAGGUUAAUAAUUGCAUUGCUAACGAACAAUGCGGAUAAUGGGUUAUUACUGCUUUCGUUGAAGUGAUAUGAGGUAUUGAAUAUGAGUGAUGGGGGUCGGGAGAACAGAAGGGAACAUGAAAUAUCAAGCGGUCACAGAAAAUCCGGUGUCGACAAUUUUGCACGGGCCAUUGCAAAGAUUGCUGUUGCGCAAGUGUGUGAAACUGAAGGGUUUCAGGCUUUUCAGCAGUCGGCGCUCGAGACAUUCUCUGAUGUAGCAGUUAGAUACAUACAUGAUGUAGGAAAGACAGUGCUCUUGUAUGCUAAUUUGGCAGGUAGAACAGAGAUUAGUGUUUUUGAUGUUAUCCAAGGACUAGAAGAUUUAAGUUUGGGUUUUGGUUUUGUGGGUGCUUCGGAUAUAGAUCACUGCCUAGUGCAGUCAGGUGUAGUACGUGAACUAUUGCAGUAUGUGGGUGAUUCUGAUGAGUUACCAUUUGCCUAUGCUCUUCCUCAGUUACCUAUCAUUAGAGAUAGAAAGCAGACUCCAAGUUUCUUGCAAGCUGGAGUGGAGCCUCCUCAUGAACAUAUUCCAUCUUGGUUGCCUCCAUUUCCUGAUACCCAAGACCAUGUUCAGUUGCCAAUGCAGGAGAACGGUGCUAAGGAUCCUCAACUUGUAGAUGUUGAACAUGGAAAAGGCGAUCAAAAGCCUGACCAGCAGUCUUCAUUGAGUGUGCAGCUGUUGCAUUCUAUCAACGGAUUAGAAGGUCCUCCCCCAGUUGAUGAGAGGAAUGCUGCUAAGCUGAAAGAAGCAGCAGUAACUAAUCCAUAUCUCGCUGCACCUCUGAAUUUUGGUGAGAAAGAAGUAUCUCCGGCUGUUCUUCCUGCUAAGCUCUCCAGUCAAGCAGCGGUUGGCGAUCAUGUAGGACAAAAGCAGGUAAUAUAUGGUAAAAUAUCUGCACUGGAAGCAUUUGUCCCAGGCAUUGAAUCGAUGAAAGGCGGGUUGAAUGAUUCCGAUGAGGGUCAGAAAAAGGUUUUUCCGAGCCAAAGACCACCUGUGCAGUUCAAGAUUAGGACCGGCAAAAGGUCCUUCAAUGCAAACCCAAACUCGAGCUUUGAGAACGAGGGUCUUAUUUGGGGUUCCCCUCGGCAUGGGAAAAGUUACUCUGAUGAUGACAAGAAAAAAAGUUCUGAGAAAGUUGCAGAGGAUUCUGUGGAAAGUGCACAUGAUCCAGCUUAGUUGUACAUUGAGUUUGUUCGGUUAGACUUUCAACAUUUCUGAGAAUCUAGCAGGAGAGCUUUGUUUUGCAUUUUAGUUAAUGCUAGUGAAUUUCUGUGUGACAUAUUGACUGAUACUGAUUAUGGUGACGUGCUAAAAGGUAGAUUGUAUAACAAGUACAUGAGCUAUAUGAUACCAGUUGAGCAAUUAGCUGUUGUCAGCCAAUGAUUCUUUCCAAAUAAAAAUUCUUGCUUUCA
Molecule: messenger RNA, 1741 nt
Organism: Syzygium oleosum
Lineage: Eukaryota; Viridiplantae; Streptophyta; Magnoliopsida; Myrtales; Myrtaceae
Product: transcription initiation factor TFIID subunit 8-like
Exons: 2
Coding region: 372-1505 (377 amino acids)
Cellular component (GO): transcription factor TFIID complex
Molecular function (GO): protein heterodimerization activity
Source: RefSeq, a predicted model, not a curated record